GCAAAAGUACGGAAGACUGACGUGAAUCGAGCCUGUAGUCAACUGCCUAUAUUUUCCAGGCAUUAGUAGUUGAAAACAUAUAAUCGAUUUUGCUUAAGGCGCCUGGAAGGCCUCUUCUGAGCUUUUGUUAGUUAGUCCUAUUUGCAGUCUAAUUUAAUAUUUUAAUAAUGAAAUUUUAACUUAAAAAUUAAAGCGGAUAAGGGAAAUGUACACCAUAUAUAUCUGCUAAACUGAGCUCGGUUACUCACGUCUGUCGUCAAACGUCAUCACUCCGCGACCGCCAAGGACUACGCAGUCGGACCACGCGCGCAAACACUUUAUAUUAUUCAAGUGUAAUGGCUUCGAUAAAUCAGAAAAUGAAGAAAAAUACUUUCCCACGGAAAGAAGGCAACUGGAAGAAUUCAACAAAACCAACCGACGGCGUCAAAAAGAAGAAGAAAUGGGUUCCCGAGGACAAAAUAUUUCGAGGAAGUGUGAAAGAAGGUAAAGGUUUUGCACUUAAGCGGAAGGAGAAACUGCAGCAUGAGUACAACAAGCUUCUGCGGAAGGAGAGGAAGAAGAACAUGACCCCACAGACAGCGAAGCUGUACAGGGCGGACUACCCUGAACACCUCAAACAUUUAUACAUGGCUGAGGAAGAGAAACUGAAGCGUGAGGCGUGGACAAACCGAGUGAACAGGGCCAAGCUGAGAAGGAAAGGACGGGACAAUGAGGCAGAGAUGGAGGACGAGGCUCCACAAGCAGCUGAAACAGCCGGUUUUGAAGCAGAAGUUACAGCAUCUGAGGCGGCUGAUACAGCUGCUGAGGAGUCCACAUCAGCACCAGAAAUGCUUCCCAUGAGCAACCGCAUGAAGAAAAAAAUGCAGAAGACGACGUCAUUCCAGAGGUCAAAUGAGGAGUACAAACAAGCUGAAGAAAAUCGGAGGAAAAAGAAAGAGGAGUUCCUCGCGAACAAGCAACAGCGAGAGGCGGCCGUCCGCAAGUACAAACAGAAAAAAAUGGAGUCCUUUCAGAUGCUGUGCAAAAAGACCAAGAAGGGACAGCCUAACCUAAAUCUUCAGAUGGACUACUUGCUUCAGAAGAUACAGAAAAACUCAGAAACUGCAAAGAACUGAAGUCACAGUGGGGUUUGUUAGUAAUACAUUCUGAACGGUCCUGACUCAGUGUAGAGACUAAGUCAGCAAUUUGUGGGAUUUUGUGUAGCCACUCACUUCUGUAGACUGAUACAGACUAGUUUGUCACAUUGUAUGAUAACUGAGACAGUAUGUUAAGGAGAUUUCAUCCAAUAUUGAUAUUGGUCUGACAUUAGCAGAAAAAAACUAGUAUCUUCCCACAUUUAAACUUUCUGAUACAGGCAGUCCUGCAGCGUGUUAACUUGUGCUAAGAUGGACUGCCAUUUAACAUCUAAAUGUCCUCCAGUAAGCACACAAGGUUGCUAUUUUCUUCUAUUUUAGUCAAGUCGUUUACAAAAGGUAAACACGCCAGGCUACUAGGAGCUAGCAGCUGAGCACACAAGCUAGACAUACUGUGCAUAAUACAUGUCCUUCAUUGAACAAUAUUGCAGUCUCAAACGACGUUUGUCAAUAUAAACAAGUAUCAAAUAAUUAUAGUUGCAUAUUACUUACACAUACAGUCUCCAAGGCAGAAACGCAUUAAAAAGUAUCCAGUAACAAAUGUGUCUGCAUUAUUCAACCUAUUGUGUCAUGAGCUUAACUUAAAAGGGCCCUAUCAUGUUGGUACUAAUUGUGUAUUUGGAAUCUCCAGAAAAUUUGAAGUCAAACCAUGGAGAAUGGUGGAUACAUUUUUAAAACAAUAUUGCCCUCUUCAAAACAUGUGCCGAUCGAGCCGUUUGGAAUGUUGAGACUUAAGUGACAUAUUUUGCCUUUAGAUAUGUCAGAGGUUAUCUCCACAUAUGGUAGAGGUUUACUUGAAGAGCUUUGUGCGAGUCGGCCAUUUUUAAUGUAGUUGUCGUCAAUAAGUUCCUUCAUUUUCGCUGUCCUCUUGCGGGGCAGACUGGCUCGUACAUGCACAUGCAUCCUCCACUGUUGCCCUUUCUAAUACAAAGUAGCGUAUACUUUAGUUCAAGCUUAGAUCCGUCAGUAGACUCGAUAUGGAAGCGCUAUAAAGUACAACAUGGCUGACGGGGAGAAGACGCAGUCAAAGAGCUGCAUAGUCUGGAGGAGGACUUGGGCACGAAAAUAAGAAUAAAAAAAAAAUCAAAUCUAUGCAAUUUUUCCACCAACGCGCCACCAUUACAUGUUCUAUAGACAACAAGGUGUCGGCAAAAAAAAAAAUAAUACCACUCCACUUCAAUUUAAAGCCAGCACAAGUCCAUUCUAGACGGUUAAUAGUAAAUAGGUUAGUGUUUUUCAUACCUACCAUUGUUCUGUUUGACUAAUCUCACUUCACUUUUCACGCUACAAUAUGAUAAAAGUGUGUAUGAUUGCUGCUGAUAUCAUAUUGGAUCAAUAUCUGUAUGAGCCAAUACUCCCAAUAUCUGUAUGAAAAGUGAAAAUGUAUCAGAAUACCCCUGACAGUAUAUGAAAACCUGACCCCAUAAAGUCUCAGGUAUUAAUGCUUUUGACCACAAGAUGGCGUUAAGCAGCUGUUGGAAUCUGUGCACAUUUAAUAAUAUUUUGUUUUGAAUCAAUAAAUAUGCAAAUCAUGUUUAA
This is a messenger RNA of Entelurus aequoreus (snake pipefish), 2672 nucleotides long. RefSeq names its product coiled-coil domain containing 59 (gene ccdc59). Gene Ontology annotation, cellular component: nucleus. The transcript is spliced from 4 exons. The record is from RefSeq and is a predicted model, not a curated record. NCBI's taxonomy places the organism in Eukaryota, Metazoa, Chordata, Actinopteri, Syngnathiformes, Syngnathidae. Bases 336 to 1115 code for a protein of 259 amino acids.